GAAAGAUCAUGAGAGGAAAGCUUUUGUCCCAUAAACCCGAUCAGUGGAGCUUUCAUCGCGGAGAUAGCAACAAGUUGCUGUAAAUUAAAAGGAGAUGGCAGUUGGCGGAAGCAAUGCAAGCUUUGAACUCAGCCCCAAGACCAUGGUUGGCGUGGGCGUUGGCUUGGCGGUGGUCGGCGGGGCCAGUUACCUACUGUACCGCCACCUCACCCGCGACCUGAUGCCUCAAAAAUGGCGACGCGUGGGCACCGUGGCUAGAAUCCACUUCUUUCCGGUCAAGUCCUGUGCUCCUUUGGAGAUCUCGAAGCCCAACGCGGAGUACGACUGCGAUGUCCUGAGCAUGUCCUUCGACGGAAUGCGGGACCGGACCUUGAUGGUGGUUAACGACCAGAACGAGAUGGUUACUGCGCGGGUGUAUCCGCACAUGACGCAGAUUCACUCUAGAAAGGUGUCGCCGAGCAAGCUGGUCUUCUCCGCGCAGGAUCUGCCCGACUUGGAGGUGGACUUCGAGAACCUGGAGGGUCCUGAAAAGGAUUUGCGCACCGCAGUCUGGGGCGUUCCUGUAGAAGUGAUGCCCUGCGGCAACCGGAUUAACAAGUGGUUCUCGCAGGCCAUCCUGAAGAAAGAGAGUGGCCUUAAGUUGGUCCACUAUCCCUAUCCGAAGCCGGUAAAAAGCAUUAAUCCGCGACUCAAGGAUAUGCCCUUCAUAAGACAGGAGGAUUCUGGAACCUUCAACGAUGCAACCAGCUUCAUGCUGAUGAACCUUUCGUCGGUGGAUGAUCUGAACACCAGGCUAAAGAAUCCCGUUGAUGCGCUGCAGUUUCGGGGCAACUUUGAGCUGAAAAUGGAUGUGGACGAGCCAUAUGCUGAGGACAAUUGGCAGUGGGUACGCAUUGGAGACGAAGCUGUUUUUCGUACGGUGGCGCCAUGCACUCGUUGCAUCUUACCGAACAUUAAUGCGAAGACGGCCGAACGCGAUCCCGACGGAGAGCCACUGAAGACGCUCAGGAGCUAUCGUUUGUUUAAACUCAGCUCGCCGGCCUUGGGAAUUCAUCUUGGUCUUCGGCUGCCAGGAAAGGUUAAGGCAAACGAUGUGGUUUAUGUUGAGGACAAGUAAAUACUGCGUUGGCUUUUUAACAUUAUAUACUGUAUACAUUCACGUUUAUUACAUAGAACAUAGAUAAAUAAAGUACCGUAGAGUUUUAUAUGCAAA
Drosophila ficusphila is the source of this 1213-nucleotide messenger RNA. RefSeq names its product mitochondrial amidoxime-reducing component 1 (gene Marc). Gene Ontology annotation, molecular function: catalytic activity; molybdenum ion binding; pyridoxal phosphate binding. Lineage: Eukaryota; Metazoa; Arthropoda; Insecta; Diptera; Drosophilidae. The transcript has 3 exons. The record is from RefSeq and is a predicted model, not a curated record. The coding region runs from base 95 to 1117 and encodes 340 amino acids.